Molecule: messenger RNA, 846 nt
Organism: Actinia tenebrosa (Australian red waratah sea anemone)
Lineage: Eukaryota; Metazoa; Cnidaria; Anthozoa; Actiniaria; Actiniidae
Product: GRIP domain-containing protein RUD3-like
Source: RefSeq, a predicted model, not a curated record
AUGGCCCUAAAAAACAAGUAUGGCAAUAGGUGGAAAAGCUUCAAGGCCUCCUUGAAUCGCAUGUGGCAAUCAAAGAACCGCGGCAGCCCCUUCCCCGAGUACUUAGAACUUCAAAAUAUAGACGAGCAUGAAGCAACCGCGCGGGAAACCGUAGAGUGGGCAACGCAAGAGCUAAGGCAGCGCUAUUCGCGUUUCGAGGCCGACGACGUAAGGCUCACAGAACGCGGAAACAAAGUCCUCAUAAGCGUCCAAGACCUGCGAUUUCCUGAGAAAAACCGCUGGACGAAACCACAACCCCUUUUUGACGAAAAUGGCGAAAUUAGGGGUGACGUGACAAGAUUAAAAGGCUUCCAAGUGGCUACCCGGAGUGCGUUAGAAAGGUUGGAAACCCUGAAUGAAAGGGUCGCACUAGAAAAACGCGCCGAGGGGCUACAAGAAACGUUGGAAGAAAGGGAAGCAGAAUACAUGAGACAAAACCGACUACUUCUCGAUGCUCAAAAGAGAGAACUUGACGACAAAAAUCAGCUAAUAGUACAGAUGAGAGAACAAAAAGACAAUGCCCUACGCGAUAGAGACCAAGCUCAAAAAGCCUUUGAGCUUGCCCUGCGGGACCUGGGCAUUAGUAAGGAAGAAGCCAAAAACUUGCAUGUCACCAUAGCCGGCUCUUUGGAGGAACGGCGGCAGUUGGUUGCCGAAAUUAACACUAAAGAAGAGCAAAUCCGGCAAAGAGAUCAGGCUAUUGAAGACCUGGAAAGACAAAUAGAGCGGCAGCAAGAAAUAAUCAAUGACCAGACUCGUCCCGAAGAGGAAAGGGAGGCAGCCCAAAGGGAAUCAGAAAGCCUUCAG